Pecten maximus is the source of this 2265-nucleotide messenger RNA. RefSeq names its product paired box protein Pax-3-like. Gene Ontology annotation, biological process: regulation of transcription by RNA polymerase II; anatomical structure development. The record is from RefSeq and is a predicted model, not a curated record. Lineage: Eukaryota; Metazoa; Mollusca; Bivalvia; Pectinida; Pectinidae. Gene Ontology annotation, molecular function: RNA polymerase II cis-regulatory region sequence-specific DNA binding; DNA-binding transcription factor activity, RNA polymerase II-specific.
UACCGUGUAUGUGCAUAUAAAUUGUUGGCGACAGGUGCGUGGGGGAUUUUUACACAUCGAAAAAUGAUGGGAUUCGCUCGCAUGGAAUCUGAAGCUUUAUUGAAAGGUCAAGGUCGAGUGAAUCAGCUUGGUGGAGUUUUUAUAAACGGCCGACCCCUCCCAAAUCACAUACGCCUGAAAAUAGUAGAGCUGGCAGCCCAAGGUGUGCGUCCGUGCGUCAUCAGUCGUCAGUUGAGGGUUUCGCACGGUUGCGUGAGUAAAAUCCUCCAACGUUACCAGGAAACCGGAAGUAUCCGCCCGGGAGUCAUUGGUGGCAGCAAACCACGAGUAGCCACACCGGAAGUGGAAAAAAGGAUAGAAAACUACAAAAAGGACAAUCCGGGUAUUUUUAGCUGGGAGAUACGUGAUAGAUUGUUAAAAGAAGGUAUGUGUGACAGGAGUUCCGUACCGAGUGUCAGCUCCAUCAGUAGGGUUCUCCGGAGUAAAUUCCACCGUUCCGAGUCCGAGUCAGAUCUGGAGGCGGAAGCGAUCCUGAAGGAAGAGGAAGAGGACAACACCGACAUCGACGAUAUUAGUAUCAGCGGUAGAGGAGGAAACAAACACAGCAUAGAUGGGAUCUUGGCUGACAACAAGGACGACAAGACAGACGACGAAGGAUCUGACUGUGAUUCAGAACCAGGUCUAUCAGUGAAGCGGAAGCAGAGACGCAGUAGAACUACUUUCACGGCGGAGCAAUUGGACGAACUGGAAAGAGCUUUCGAACGCACGCAUUAUCCCGAUAUCUAUACGAGAGAAGAGCUAGCUCAGAGAACAAAACUGACCGAAGCUCGCGUGCAAGUAUGGUUCAGCAACAGAAGAGCAAGGUUUAGAAAACAAAUGGGAAGUAACCAGAUUACCGCCCUUAACAGUUUUCUACAGGUGCCGCAAGGUGUCGGUAACUCAUCGUAUGUCUUCCACGACCAGCCGGGAUAUCCAUUGCCUUCAGGAACAGAGGGUCUUUUCCACAGACCGACAGUUCCCCAGUCUCUACAGUCCAUGAGCCAACCAAUCAAACACGAGAACUCAUAUGCUGGUAUUAUGGACAGUUACCUGUCUCACUCAUCACAGAUGCAUUCUUUGGCUUCAAUGGUAAACACAGAAAAUACAUUUAGUAAUACGUGGGCAACACCAGUGACGUCAUCAACUACGUCAUCAAUCACGAACUAUCCACCAACAAAUAAUCACUUCCACUCACCCUACAGUGACGUCAGUAAAACACCUCUUCAUUACCCACCUCAUAUAACAGUACCGAGUAUGAGCGAUCGGUGUUCUAUAGACGAUAGUCUUGCAGCCCUACGCAUGCGCUCUCGAGAACAUUCUGCUGCCCUGAGUCUGAUGCAUGUUGCGGAUGCUGGGAAAAUGACAGCUACCUUUUGACCUUUGACACAAUAGAGGUUUUAAUACUUUGAUUAUAAUUGUACUGCGAAACGACGCCAAUGUGUCCUUCCUGAAUACUCCGGACACGAUAAAUCUCUGUUCGACGAGAAUGGUUGGAUUUGGAUCAUGACGAGAAUGAUUACAUAAUGUAUUGCCAAAUGGUUUGAAGAACGUCUUUAUCCCUAAGUUGUCAAAAUAUCUUUUAGAAUUGAUUUUCAGAGGACUCAUGUAUCAUAAUCUACGUCAUUGACGUUACAACAGCAAGGACAUACAAGGUACCUAACAGCAGACGUCGAAGAAUCUGUUUUCUAUGAGACAGUACUGUUGAGGACAUCCACGAUACAAUGAAUCUAUGAUGUAAACUGGAUUCUCAUUCGGUUCUGUUCGCUCGCAAAAUGAUGUCGUUUGCUCAUGGUUUUAUGGCAGGUCGUUAUAGACAACCCUAUGAGAUGAAUAACAAUACUUUACGUUGACAAUUUUAUAGACUUUUCUAUACUUUUAAGAAGAAAAUGUCAAUAUAUUAACCUGCCUUGUCGUUCAAAAAUAACCAAAUCAUAGUGAAUCGUAUACUAAACGUGAAGUUAUACAAUGCCAACUUCUGAAUAGGAGUUAUUGUUGAUACAAAAACAAUUAUCUUUGUAAUAAUAAAGUCAACAUGUUUAUAUGUACAUAUUUCAUAUAACUGUCCUAUUGAUUUCGAAUUAUGUUUUCAUAAUAUGCACACAAAGUUCUUGAAAUGCACCUCGUAGUAGCUAUUAGUUUUGGUGUAUAAUUUGUAUGUGUUAACUAUAGAUGGCGUGUGACCUAUAUACGGCGUAUGAUCUAUACAUGUUAUGUGAACUGUACAUG